Molecule: messenger RNA, 2170 nt
Organism: Protobothrops mucrosquamatus (brown spotted pit viper)
Lineage: Eukaryota; Metazoa; Chordata; Lepidosauria; Squamata; Viperidae
Gene: CUNH2orf69
Product: chromosome unknown C2orf69 homolog
Exons: 2
Coding region: 1-1173 (390 amino acids)
Cellular component (GO): mitochondrion
Source: RefSeq, a predicted model, not a curated record
AUGAGCAGGUGUUGUCCACCUGUAGCCUCGGUGGUGAGGGGACUUCUCGGCUCCGUUUUUUUCUGCCUGACACGGACCAUGAGCCUCCGUGGAAGUCCGGCUGCCUACCUGUCGGGGGCCGCGGGCAGCAGCAGCAGCAGCAGGGCGGGCUCUGACGAAGGAGGGAGCGGAGGGAGCGCCUUCUUCCUGCCCUCGACCUCUUCGCCGCGGCCGAGGCUGCUGCGGCUGUCGGAGGUGCCCGGCGCCGAGCCCUUCAAAGCCAAUGACGUGCUGCUGCACCUGCCCCUUUCUGCCCCCGCAACGGGGCAGUCUCAGCAUCACGUCGUCUACUUCCCGGGGGACGUGCAGAACUACCAUGAAAUUAUGGCUUGCCAUCCAGAGAACUUCCAGUGGAAACAAUGGUGCUUAGAAAAUGUUGCAAUUAUUCUUGGUCAUCGUUUUCCAGGCAGUUACAUUUGGAUUAUAAAAUGUUCCCGUAUGCAUUUGCACAAGUUCAGCUGCUAUGAUAAUUUUGUGGCAAGCAAUUUGUUUGGAGCACCUGAACAUAGUACUGACUUUGGAGCCUUCAGACACCUUCAUGCCCUGCUAACUAAUGCAUUUAGACUUGCUCAAAAUUUUUUGGUGUCUCAGAAAAGCAUGUACGAUUUCAGUGACAAUACAAAGGCAGUUUCUUGUGAAUUACCUACUUUUGCUACUAGUAAUGGUUGCCCAGCAGCAGAGAAACACUGUGAGCUUGUUAGCAAGUCUGUGAGCUUUAAUGAGCCUUCUGCUAUUCACAGAGCUUCAUUCACAUUAAUAGGAUUCAGUAAAGGUUGUGUUGUCUUGAAUCAAUUACUUCACGAACUGAAAGAAGCAAAAAAGGACAAGGAUAUAGAUGCUUUUAUACAAAAUAUAAAAGCUAUGUACUGGCUGGAUGGUGGUCAUUCUGGAGGAAGUAAUACUUGGGUAACGUACCCUCAUGUGCUGAAAUACUUUUCACAGACUGGAAUUUCAGUUAAUGCUCAUGUUACACCGUACCAGGUAUUUGAUACAAUGAGAACAUGGAUUGGAAAAGAGCACAAGAGAUUUGUACAACUUCUUGAGGAGUUUGGUGCAAAUAUAAAUAGCCAACUUCAUUUUGCUGAUGAAGCACCUUCUUUGGACAAUCACUUCAAAGUACAUGAAGUAUUUUGAUAUGUUAAUGAUGCCAGUGUUAUCUGCAAAAUAGAUCUUAAACUUCCAGUUUAAUAAUGUGUUUUCUUAACACUUGGGAGAGGAAAUAUUGUAUAUGCUUUCUAAGAUGAAUGUUGAUGUUACAAGUCUACUGCUUGUAACUGAAGUCACCAGAAAGUUUCAGCUUUUUGAUCUGAGCAAGGCAGUAUUAUCCAUGAGGAAAAUCAAUUUAACAGGAGGGGGGAAAAACCUAAUUCAGCUUAAUGUUAAAGGAAGGGUUUGUGUAAUUGUCUAGAAUUAUAAUGACCAAAACUUUCAAGCCUAGAUAUAAAAAAGAUCAUCUUCAAAUUCUUCUAAUUUGAUGAAAUUGAAGGUUUGUUUUUGAAUAAAAUCCUGUUAUUUAGAUGGGAUAAUUAUUAGAAUGUCAAAGCUACUCUUAACAUUAUUUAGUACUUUUAGCACAAGCAAUGCAGUAAAUUGGUUAUUUUGACAGUAUUUAUCUUCAUUGCAAUAAGUAUAUGUUAACCUUGGGAAUAAGCUGAAUAACUACUGUACUGUUGUGCCAGAGGCGCCCCGCAGUUUCUAACCAUUGCAAGCAUCUACAGAUGUUGUAUUUUUGUUUUCCUUGGGGGGGGGGCAUUGGAAGAGAAUUAAGCAUUGUGAGACCAAAAAAAGUAUACUCUCACACGGUUCAACAUUCCAUAUUAAUGGUGAAGCUUAACUAGCUCUCAAUACAAUUUUGAGCUUUUGUAACUUCAGACUGUUAGAACUUUUAUAACAACUGUAAUUAUUACUUUGCUGAAUAUGAAGCCAUCUAAUUACAUUAUAUUAAUACUGUUAAGUUAUGGGAAAAUGGUAGUAGCAUAUACAGUUGUUAUUUAUAACACAGGAACACCAAGUAGCAUUCUCUAUAAAACAGCAAUUAUGUGAGAGAAGGAUUACUACAGUGUAAAACAUUUUGAUGUUUCUAUAGUUAAAAAUUAAAGUAUCAUUAAUAAAUCUGUGCAAUUGAUCAACA